Molecule: messenger RNA, 1449 nt
Organism: Pediculus humanus corporis (human body louse)
Lineage: Eukaryota; Metazoa; Arthropoda; Insecta; Psocodea; Pediculidae
Product: uridine cytidine kinase I, putative
Exons: 8
Coding region: 1-1449 (482 amino acids)
Cellular component (GO): cytoplasm
Molecular function (GO): ATP binding; kinase activity
Source: RefSeq, a predicted model, not a curated record
AUGGCGACGAAAACGCAACAGAAUUUUGAUCCUCCUAGUUCGGCAAGCUCUGAAAGCGGAGCGGAAAGUGAAGAUGUUUUCACAAAUAAAGUGGAAGACAUUCAAGAUGAACCUUUUUAUUUUUCUGACAUUACUUCAUCACCUGCCGUUCAACGAACCCCAUUAGCUAAAGCUCCUCAUUUUAAGCGUGUUCCAUGGGUCACACUUUUGAGUAUGGAUUCGUUUUAUAAAGUACUUAAUGAGAAGCAGCAUGAGCUGGCUGCUAGGAAUGAAUAUAAUUUUGAUCAUCCUGAUGCAUUUGAUUUUGAUUUACUAAUACAGACCUUACAAAGACUGAAAGAAGGAAAAAAAGUGGAAGUUCCUAUUUAUGAUUUUAUUACUCACUCUAGGCAAGCUCAGACUAAAACAAUGUACGGAGCAAAUGUAGUGAUAUUCGAGGGAAUUUUAGCAUUUUAUCAUCCCGAUGUUUUAAAGAUGUUAGAUAUGAAAGUUUUUGUUGAUACUGAUCCAGAUGUGAGGUUGGUUAGAAGGUUGGAACGUGACAUAUCAACAAGAAAACGCGAUUUAGAAGGCGUUCUUAAGCAAUAUAUGGAUAUGGUAAAACCUGCAUUUUGUUUUUAUAUCGCUCCAAGUAUGGUUCAUGCCGAUUUGAUUGUACCCAGAGGAGGAGAGAACACUGUUGCAAUAGAGCUAAUUGUACACCACGUUCAUACACAAUUACAAUUGAGAGGUUUUAAACUUCGUGAAGAGCUUGUGAGCUCUUACAUAGGUCAACCACUACCCAAGUCUUUACACUUGUUGCCAAGCACACCUCAAAUAUUAGGCCUUCACACAUUUAUUAGAAAUAAAGAAACUCAAAGAGAUGAAUUUAUAUUUUAUUCUAAGAGACUAAUCAGACUAGUCAUUGAAUUUUCUUUAUCACUGUUACCAUUUGAACAAAUUCACGUGGAAACGCCCCAGGGAAGUUCUUACGCGGGUAAAAGAUGUGCUUCGACAAAAAUUUGUGGCGUUUCCAUUCUGCGAGCUGGUGAAACGAUGGAACAAGCCGUACGUGAUGUAUGUAAAGACAUUCGAAUCGGUAAAAUAUUAAUUCAAACCAAUCAAGAAACAUGCGAACCGGAACUUUACUAUCUAAGACUUCCGAAAGACAUAAAAGAUUAUAAAGUUAUUUUAAUGGAUGCCACCGUGGCAACCGGAGCUGCCGCCAUUAUGGCAAUUAGAAUUUUACUCGAUCACGAUGUUCCUGAAGAAAAUAUACUUUUAGUUUCGUUACUCAUGGCCGAAAUAGGAGUGCACUCGGUGGCAUACGCUUUUCCGAAGGUGAAAAUAGUAACUUCCGCUCUGGAUCCUGAAGUCAAUGAUAAAUUUCACGUUCUUCCCGGGAUAGGGAAUUUCGGUGACAGAUACUUUGGUACCGAACCUUCCGGUCAAUGUUCUAACGGCCAAUAA